Messenger RNA from Penicillium verrucosum, 888 nucleotides. RefSeq lists its product as uncharacterized. The record is from RefSeq and is a predicted model, not a curated record. Bases 1 to 888 code for a protein of 295 amino acids. The transcript has 2 exons. NCBI's taxonomy places the organism in Eukaryota, Fungi, Ascomycota, Eurotiomycetes, Eurotiales, Aspergillaceae.
AUGUCCGACGACGACGAGUACUACGAAUUCGAGGAUGAUUACAUGUACGAGGAUUUAGUCCCAGACAUGGUCGACGAUCUUGCCGCUUCCUCACACUACGAAGCCGCCCUAUACGAAGACCCUGGCUUUGACGUCGAAGACUAUUUCAGCGACUGGGACUAUUAUUCAGAUGAUUACCACGACGAUGACGCAACCGUCGAUCAAAGCGCAGAGAGAAAGAAAAGAACCGAGAUCGCAGCCACAGCACCACGACGAACAAAGGCAUCUGCCCGUCCAAAAAGCCACAUCACCCGAAUCCCACCGACGAAAUCACCCCUGGUGCCGGAUACCGCCUCUUUCCAGGGCGUGGUGUGGAAAACACCCGCACUGGACCGGGACCAGGACGUCGCCAUUUUGUACGAGCCGGACACGGGCGAGAAAGUCGCGCUUCUAGAGAACUGGCGGGAAGUCUUCAAAUCUGCCCAGCCGGCGCUGGAUAAAUCGCGCCUGAAAAAGCGAAACGUGAUCGAAUCCAAGCCUGUCGAUCUGUCGCUGGCUGAUGAUGAAAUGCCCGCUGGUGACGGCACAGACGAGCACGAUAGUGAGGAUGAGAUGUCUGAUGUUAUCUCGUCGGAUACUUCGGCCGUUGAUGCUGGGGAUGCUUCGAAUACAACUCCAGACCCGGAUCCAGACUCUUUCCGCUCGAUGAAACUAUCUUCCCCGCCGAAGGUCGUGAUUCCGUUGAAGAGAGGGCGGAAGCGGAAGGCCGUUGUGCAGAAGGAUGACACCGACGAGGACACGUCCUCGCCUCGUCCAAAGAGGGUUGCGUUGCCCAAAGGCGGUGGUGAUAAGGCUACGAAGCGUGGUGCGGCACCGCCGGUGCGUAGGUCUGCUAGACAGAAGAAGUAG